Messenger RNA from Megalobrama amblycephala (Wuchang bream), 2984 nucleotides. RefSeq names its product frizzled class receptor 9a (gene fzd9a). Gene Ontology annotation, biological process: canonical Wnt signaling pathway; non-canonical Wnt signaling pathway. The coding region runs from base 1096 to 2841 and encodes 581 amino acids. Lineage: Eukaryota; Metazoa; Chordata; Actinopteri; Cypriniformes; Xenocyprididae. The transcript has a single exon. The record is from RefSeq and is a predicted model, not a curated record. Gene Ontology annotation, cellular component: plasma membrane. Gene Ontology annotation, molecular function: Wnt receptor activity; Wnt-protein binding.
GCAAUUUGAUAAUGGUAAUAUGACAAUCAUUUUUUUUUUUACUUUUUUAUAUUAUUAAUUUGGGUUCCCAUGACCUUAUAUUAAUUUAAAAAUAAACGAAUAAUUAAUGAAAUAUGACUAUAAUAUUUAAAAAAGAAAAAAGUAGGCUAAUUCGUCACACCACAGGAUAAUAUUUAAGUGAACUGCAAAAAAAAAAAAAAAAACCUACGUUUCUGGCCUAUUUCUCUUAUACAGAAAUUAGAAAUGUAGGGGUUUAUUUUAUUUUAUAUUAAGUAUAGUCACUGCUUUAAAUGUCACGUUAACUACUAGUUUUGCUGUGACAUUUAGCCUAUAGUUUUUCUAAAAGAACGAUGACUUCUCAAUCAUUUCAACAUCUCUCAUUAAACAAACGCAGCCCUGUUCUGUACAAGCAAGCUGUGAUCCUCUCUGUGACUGGGAAGACUGUAUUUUUAUAGUAUCGUGGAGGAGGUGGAGUGUUAGGAGGAGCUUGUCAGUCUGUCACCGAUCAAGAGCCCGUUUUUAAGAGCACAACGAGGAGUGAAUGUGAAGCGCAGUGUUUCUAUGCGUGGAGCCGCAUGACAUCGGAAGUUUUCACAGAUGGACACUUUCUACCCGUCCUGCUGCCUAAUGAAAGUUUAUUCUCGUGGAUGUGAACGGGAACGGAGAGUGAAACUCUUUUGAAAGAGCGUGUUGUAAAGAGCUUUAAAGUUUCAAAUACUGUACCGGUGCACGAGAUGUCGGUUUUGACAUCCUGUAUUGAUUGUUCCGAUUAAUCGCGCGGACUGACGGUCUUUCCAAAUACUUCCUGAAACUUUAGACGUUUUGGAUAUAUUUAAAACUGAAUCACAAAGGAUUUGUUUUAAAACAGUAUCAAAUGAGGCAUGACAAUGAAGAUAUCCAAAAUUAAUAUCUUUUUUUCUUCAGAACAAAUGACACAUUCAUUGUCAAUUACUGUAUGGCGGACCAUGAAUUGACUUUUUCCUCGUCAAAAUAUAACAAAUGUUACUAAUUUCUGUUACAAGCAAAACAAGACAAAUAUCAUCUGCAUGGCAUUGGAUGUACUAAUCAUUUUAAGACUUUCUUGAGGUUAUCACAAUGGCCCAUUGCAUGAAGACUGUUAUUGUACUCUUUCAGUUCUUGAUUACUGGAUCUUCACUGGAUAUCGGAGCUUAUGAUUUGGAGCGUGGCCGCCCGGCAAAAUGUGAACCCAUCACAAUUCCCAUGUGCCAGGGAAUUGGCUACAACAUGACACGGAUGCCCAACUUCAUGAAUUAUGAAAGCCAAGAGGAGGCUAAUAUUAAACUUAAUGAAUUUGCUCCUUUGGUGGAGUAUGGAUGUGAUGUCCACCUGCGAUUUUUCCUGUGCUCUCUGUACGUGCCGAUGUGCGCUGAACAAGUGUCCACCACCAUCCCGGCAUGCCGUCCAAUGUGUGAACAGGCAAGACAGAGGUGUUCACCUAUAAUGGAACAAUUCAGUUUCGGCUGGCCGGACUCAUUGGAUUGUUCAAAGCUCCCGACCAACAACGACCCAAAUGCAUUGUGCAUUGAAGCUCCCGAAAAUGAUACUCAACCUGAGACUAAAAAAGGUGAGGGAAUGCUGCCGGUACCUCCAAGGUCCAGGCAACCUGCAGCUGGGAGUGGACGUAGCUCAGUUGACUCGCGGACCUGUGAUAACCCGGAGAAGUUCCAGUACGUGGACAAGAGCGAGUCCUGCGCGCCUCGUUGCACUCCUACGGUGGAUGUCUACUGGUCGAGGCAAGAUAAGGACUUUGCGUUCAUUUGGAUGGUUGUGUGGUCAACGCUUUGCUUUGUUUCUACAGCAUUCACAGUUCUAACCUUCCUCCUCGACCCCCAACGCUUUCAGUAUCCUGAGCGGCCCAUCAUCUUCCUCUCCAUGUGCUACAACAUCUACUCUGUGGCCUUCAUUAUCCGCUCAGUGGCCGGGGCUGAGAAUAUCGCCUGUGAUCGGGAAAACGGAGAGCUCUAUAUUAUCCGGGAGGGUUUGGAGAGCACUGGCUGCACCAUAGUCUUCCUCAUCCUCUAUUACUUUGGCAUGGCCAGCUCCAUCUGGUGGGUCAUCCUCACCCUCACCUGGUUUCUCGCAGCGGGAAGAAAAUGGGGCCACGAGGCUAUUGAGGCGCACAGUAGCUACUUCCAUAUGGCCGCCUGGGGUAUUCCUGCGGUAAAGACCAUAGUCAUCCUCACUAUGAGGAAGGUAGCUGGGGAUGAGUUGACAGGAUUGUGUUAUGUAGGAAGCAUGGACAGUAAUGCUCUCACUGGCUUUGUGUUGAUCCCUCUUUCCUGUUACCUCAUUGUUGGGACUUCUUUCAUCCUUACAGGGUUUGUAGCCCUCUUCCACAUCCGCAAAAUCAUGAAAACCGGCGGCACUAACACAGAAAAACUGGAAAAGCUCAUGGUUAAGAUUGGAGUCUUUUCCAUUCUCUACACUGUGCCUGCUACUAUUGUCAUCAUAUGCUAUUUCUAUGAAAGACUCAAUAUGGAUUACUGGAAGUUCAAAGCUCUGGAAAACAAGUGUGUGUCCUUUCCUGGUCGCAGGAGCGAGGAUUGCUCUUUGGACUCGUCGGUUCCUACAGUAGCUGUGUUUAUGCUGAAAAUUUUCAUGUCAUUAGUGGUGGGCAUCACCAGUGGGGUUUGGGUAUGGAGCUCAAAGACACUUCAGACCUGGCAGGGGUUGUGCAACAGGAGGUUGGCCGUGCGGACAGGCCGCAAGCCCUGCUCCAGUGUCAGCUGCAGCAGCUCCCACUGCCAUUAUAAAGCACCGGCUGUGACACUUCACAUGAACAAACCAGACGUGUACACAGACAGUCUCACACAUGUUUGAGACUAAAGGCCUCUGCUUUGGUGCCUUGCAGACUCAAAAAGCUUGUAUCGUGAUGAGAUGCUCAGGUUGGACUACAACUGAUCAUGGUAAAUGUCACAACUCCUGUCAAAAGUGGCAUUUACAAGCCUUUCCUUGAAAUAGCA